Purpureocillium lilacinum is the source of this 456-nucleotide messenger RNA. The record is from RefSeq and is a predicted model, not a curated record. Lineage: Eukaryota; Fungi; Ascomycota; Sordariomycetes; Hypocreales; Ophiocordycipitaceae.
AUGAAGUCCAGCCUCGCCGUGUUAGUAACCCUCUGCGCCGGCGCGGCAUACGGCGAGACCUUCCUCGGUGUAAGUCCGCCCUCUCUAAUCAGCCUACCCUAUGCCGCCCCCAACACCCCCAAGGCGGAACACCAACUCAAGCAACACGAACCCAAGCACACACUCACCACCGUGGCUCUUCCCGAGCGUGUCCAUCCCCUAUGCUGUCCAAAAUUGCUGACAAUACCCCCUUUUUUGCAAAACGCUCUAGACGUGCCACGAGAAAAAGUGCCGCGUCCUCCUCUCGACGACACCCAUAGGCUGGACCGGCAGGGUGUACCGGGACAAACAGGUGUUUCAGACCAUGGCCUGCUCCGCGCCCACAAAGGCAAGUCGACGAGGGAAACCCGCCAAGCCAACAAAAGGAAAAAGCAGAGCGAUGAAAUUCAUCGAGUGUCACGGGCAAUAAAUGAAUGA